Encephalitozoon cuniculi GB-M1 is the source of this 168-nucleotide messenger RNA. RefSeq lists its product as uncharacterized. The record is from RefSeq and is marked provisional. NCBI's taxonomy places the organism in Eukaryota, Fungi, Microsporidia, Unikaryonidae. The coding region runs from base 1 to 168 and encodes 55 amino acids. The transcript has a single exon.
AUGAACUCAGGAAAGUACGUAGAGUCAAUAGAAAAGAUUGAACUGUUGUUAAAGUCACUAAGAAGUGUGCUAAACGGGAUAAAGAACGGUGCUGUUAAUCAGAAAGACAUCGAUAACAUAAAAGAAAGCCUAUUUGCGAUAAAAGCCAAUGCAAGAUCAUGUCUGUAA